UGACGGAGAACACCAGUCUAGAAGUUAUGAUGCAGUCCCUCGCCCCUGCCCUCCUGGCAGAGCUCGCCAAGAAGAAGGGAGCCGCCGCCUUCUCUUCCUCCUCGAAGGGAGGUGCUUCUCGGAAAACUGAAACGGGAAUGUCCAAGUCAGGAAGCAAGCUCGGAUCUGGAAGGUCAUCAACCAGGAAAUCGUCCUCUCCCUCCAAGUCAUCCAACUCCACUUCUACCAAGAAGAAACGAGGCCCAGGGACCUCAGCUCUGUUAAAACUGAUGAAUAUCCCUCCACGCACAGCUCAUGAUGAGGUGAUGAAGGCCGUAGAACCCUUCGGAAAGAUCAAUUACAUCAUCCUGCUCAAGUCCAUACAGCAGGCAUCAGUAAUGUUUGAGAAAGAGGAGGAUGCCAGACUGCUGGCUAGCUGUAAGACCCUGACCAUCAGAGGCCAGGUCGUUAUCAUACGGCUGGAGGAAGAGACUCUGCUGGGGGACUCAAAGGAACUGGACCGGGCCAAGAAGUCUUCUUCUGAAAGGAAAGCGACAGCAGCCCAGUCCCAGACCGGCACCACCAAGUCAACUAAAACAUCUACCAAGUCUUCAACGACCGCAACUAAACCCCAAACUACCGGUACCAAGAACACACCCAAGCCUGACAUUGCGAAUAAUAGGUUUGUGAAGAUCGAAGGUUUACCAGAAACUGGAUAUACAGAGGAAGAUGUUCUGGCUCUGGUGAAGCCUUACGGAUAUAAACCUGGACUCUACAACUGUUUCAUUCUGCCCAACCAGAGAUGGGCCAUAAUCCGUAUGGAGAGAGAACAGAAGAGCUUUGCUAUGUUGACCAACUACACAGAGUCUCCUCCUAAACUACUAGACUGUCCCCUCACCUUCACGCUGACCCGCCCUGAUACAAACCUCCUCCAGGAGGGUGUGUACACCACUCUGAAGGGCCUCACCACUACGGAUCCAACGUUGAAGGAACGUCUUCUGAUUGUCAGUAACGUCCCCGCAGGGACUGCAGCAGCCCAGGAGGUUCACGACCUCGUCAAACGCUUCGGCUUCUACCUCGACUCGCUGUCUCUGAUCAACAGGAUCUAUUUUGAGAUGGAAUCGUCGUCGGUGGCGAUGACCGUGUGUCUUCAUUUCCAGAAGUCCCCCAGUGUAGUUCAGAACAACCCUCUGAAGUUCAACUUGCUGGUCAAGGAUCAACAGGCACCGCAGCCCCCAGCCCAGAAGACAUCUGUUGUCAGCACCAAAGCCAAGAAGAAACCAAUCAAAGGCAAGAAGCCUGUAGCUAAAGAUGUCACAACCCCAGUUAAACCUGUUACUCCCACUACUACCAGCACCAAUGCUACGGUCUCAUCCUCUCAGCCUGUUGCUGUGGCUGCCAAGCAACCAGGAAGUGACGUCGUGGUGAUGAAUUCCGACGGAAAGGCAACGGUGGCGGAGUCUGAAGGGAAAGAGGGUGGGAUUUCCUCGACAAAGAUGGGAAGAAGAAGAACGCUCAUCCUCCCAAAGAGGACGGAGGGAUGAAAACUGAGGAGGAGGCAAAAAGAAACAAGGAAGACACUGCGACCGUCGUCGUUUCCGCCUCGUUACCUACGGUUGCCGUGUCCGCUCCCGAGGAAGAGGUCGCCAUGGAAACCCAGAGCACCGACGGCGUCGCCUCGACCAAUGAGGUUGCAGCAGAACCCGAACAGGUUCUAGCUGCGGUCCCACAACAGGGCAGUGAUGUCAUUGCGUUGGCUAGUGAAACCGUGAUGACUGUGGCCACAACAGAACCUUGUCUGAUCUCCGCUGUGGAGGAAGCUGAUAACGUGGCCAAUCCUGUCGACUCUGACACCGUUGCUGCCUUUGUACCGGCACAAACACCGGCUCCUGUCCCGGUAGAGUUAAAUGUUGAAGACAAACCUCAGGACUUUCCUCCGGUCACCGAGGAGAUCCUCAAGGCCCUGGAGGCAGCGGUGCACCAACACCGUAUGGGGAGACUGGCGGAGGAACAGGCUAAACAGGAACACAACCAGGGAGAGGGGAUCCAGGCCAAGCCUCUACCCAACCAGGAGAGCCCUGCAGCUGGGGAGACGGCGGAGAGAAAGACCCGGCUGAGUCAGAAGAGAAGACUGGGGAGAAAGAGACGACGAAGAAAGAGGAGCCACGACCAGAGAAGAAGUCACAGCCAGACAAGAAGACCACCGACACGAUGAAGACACCUUCAGGAUCUGGCCAACCAGACCACAAGAAUGGGAAGACCGAGGCUUCCGGAGGGAGAGGCCGGCGCCUCUCCGCAGAAAGGAGAGACUCUUCAAGGCAUAGAAGCAGCCGGGCUCCUUCCGAUGAGGGCUCCCUUCGACGUCUAGACAGGGUAACUCCUCUAGCGCCUCUUCUGGCUCCCACAGGAGCAGCAGACACGACGGCAGCCCCGCCAAGAAGAAGGGGAAGAAGGGGAGGAAAGAAGAGGAAGACGAGAGGAGCAAGAGCCUCGGUAGCAGCAGUAAAACGACCCUCUCCUCUAGGAGCAGGUCUAAAGACACGUUGCUACGCGGGAAUGAGUUUACGUCUGACGUCAUCCCUGGUGAAGCCAACUCCUUCUAUCUGGACCAGUUCAACAUGGACCAGUUUGUUACUGUGGAUGAGGUGGAAGGUGAUGAGGCUGAGAACACCAACCCACCGCAGUCAUCCUCAUCUUCGUCACACAAGACACAAGAUAAGGCCUCGGAAAGGUCAAAACGAUCGUCCAAACGCAAGAGGGGUACCCCAGAUACC
Molecule: messenger RNA, 2753 nt
Organism: Oncorhynchus tshawytscha (Chinook salmon)
Lineage: Eukaryota; Metazoa; Chordata; Actinopteri; Salmoniformes; Salmonidae
Product: zinc finger protein 638
Exons: 13
Coding region: 27-1523 (498 amino acids)
Biological process (GO): regulation of RNA splicing
Cellular component (GO): nucleus
Molecular function (GO): mRNA binding
Source: RefSeq, a predicted model, not a curated record